AUGAUUGUCCUUCACUGGUUAGCAGGACCGGCUACUCGUUGGAAAACAUUUGUAGCCAAUAGGGUAACAAAAAUACGGGAUCUCAUUCCUAAUGCACAAUGGCUUCACAUUCCUUCUAAUCAAAAUGCAGCCGAUUGUGUUUCCCGAGGUCUACGACCUAAGGAAUUUAUCCAACAUAAGAAUUGGUUGUUUGGGCCGGAUUGGUUAAAUGGUCCUAUAUCAACUUGGCCUGCAAAAACGGUUGAACCUUCCGGAGAUAUUGAUCAAGAAAGAAAAGCUAACGUUCUAAUAGUAAAGAGUGUCAUACCACCGAUCAAUCCUUUAUAUGAAUUAACGCAAAAAUUUUCUAAUUGGUGCAAGCUUGUAAGAAUUUUCGCUUAUAUAUUGAAGUUUUGUAAAAUUAUAACAAAUCGAAACCGACUUUUGACUUCAGAUUUGAAACAAGCCGAGGUAAUUAUUAUUCGUUUAGUCCAAGAGCAUCAUUUUCCCGAAGAAUUCAAACUAUUAACGAACGGAAAGUCUUGUUCGAAGAAGUUUUGCCGACUAAAUUUGGUUUUGGAUUCUAAUAAUUGUUUACGCGUUAAAGGUAGAUUAGGAUUAACAACUAAUAACAAUCCACUUCCUUUGCCAAAAAAAGACCAAGUAGUAAAUUGUCUUAUAGAUUACUACCAUAUUAAUAAUUUACAUACUGGAUCAAACUUAGUAUUAUCUUUAUUGAGGCAAAAAUAUUGGAUCUUGUCGGCUCGUGCAAUAAUUCGUAAUCGUCCUCACAAGUGUAUAACUUGUUUUCGACAGAAUCCGAAACCCCUUUUUCCAUUAAUGGGCGACUUACCAGUACCGCGCAUAACAGCCAGUAGAGCUUUCCUAAACGUCGGCGUUGAUUAUGCAGGCCCCUUCAAUAUCUCCAUGAGUCGUCACAGAGGCGCUCGAACCUACAAGGCUUAUAUAUGCUUGUUCAUCUGUUUAGCCACUAAGGCGAUACAUCUCGAAUUAGCUUCAGAUUUAACAAGCGAUACAUUUUUAGAUUGCUUGAAACGAUUCCUAGCCCAGCGUGGUCCUAUUAAAUGUAUUUACUCCGAUUGUGGAACCAAUUUUAUAGGAGCCAAAAAUACUCUUGAUUCCUUAUUCCUCCUCCUAAAUUCCGAAGAGUAUAAAAAGCGUUUCAAUGAAUUAUUGGUUUUGCAUGAUAUUCAAUGGAAAUUUAAUCCACCGUUUGCCCCACAUUUUGGAGGUAUAUGGGAGGCGAAUAUUAAAUCAGUGAAGACCCAUUUGUUUAAAGUUAGUUUUAAAGCGCACUUUUUAAUGCAAGAGCCUCUGUCGGAUUUGCCCGUUGACUAUGAAAACUUGAAUUUGACUAAAAGAAAACAAUUGUUAGAUCAUAUUGUCGCUUCUUACUGGAAGCGAUGGAAUGUGGAAUAUCUAACCGAGCUACAGGUCCGACAGAAAUGGAAUACAGUCACUAAUCUUAUUGAAAAGGGUGAUUUGGUAGUUGUAAAACAAGAGAAUGCGCGUCCGCUUCAUUGGGGGUUGGGAAAGAGUUGA
Molecule: messenger RNA, 1542 nt
Organism: Ctenocephalides felis (cat flea)
Lineage: Eukaryota; Metazoa; Arthropoda; Insecta; Siphonaptera; Pulicidae
Exons: 1
Coding region: 1-1542 (513 amino acids)
Molecular function (GO): nucleic acid binding
Source: RefSeq, a predicted model, not a curated record